AUGCCAUCAUGUGCCAGCAACGUCCCUCUGCCAGGUUACAAGUACCAGUGCGCCAAGUGCCGGGACUCGUUCCACGGGGCGCCGGUCGGGGGACUCCAGUGCUACCGGCUCAUCUCGGUGGAGCAGGAGUUCUGCUUCGACCCCACCUCGCAGAGCAACUGCUUCCACCAGCCCAACCUGCAGCACCUGGCGCGCGGCCGCACCGUGCUCUUCGGGGUGCAGCCCAAGUUCACCAACGUCGACAUCCGCAUCACCGUGGACGUCACCUUCGGCGCCGUCGACCUCUUUGUCUCGCCCGCCUACGACACCUUUGCGGUGGAGGUGGACCGGGCCACGGGGGUACACGCCGUGCAGGUGCUGGCGCUGGCCGGGACCGAGGGGGGGCCCAACAGCACGGCCCCUCCCCGGCUGUGGGAGGAGCACCCCCAUGGGCUCAUCACCUACCUGACGGUGCGCGAGCCGCAGGCCGUUCUGGUGGUGCGAGGCGUGCGAGACCGGGUGGUGGUGACCUACCCGCACGAGCUGCACGCGCUCAAGUCCAGCCGCUUCUACCUGCUGCUGCUGGGCGUGGGUGGCAGCGGGAACGGCGGCGCCUCGCAGGGGCUGCUCUUCUUCCGGCAGGACCAGGCCCAUAUCGAUCUCUUCGUUUUCUUCUCUGUCUUCUUCUCCUGCUUCUUCCUCUUCCUCUCGGCCUGCGUCCUGCUCUGGAAGGCCAAGCAGUGCCUGGACCUGCGGCACGAGCAGCACCGCCAGCUGCAGGAGAUGACCAAGAUGGCCAGUCGCCCCUUCGCCAAGGUCACCGUCUGCUUCGAGCCGGAGCCCGGGCCCCCGGCCACCAACCGGCUCUUCCUGCCGGCCCAGCCCCACAAGCCGCCUGCCCCCCUGGCCCGCCUCAAGCCCUACCCCGAGGCUUACACAGCCCACCUCCGCCGCUCCGAGCCCUUCCUGGCUCAGCUGCUGGGCUGCUCCUGCCCCAACCCCAGCUUCCGCGUGGGCCCCGUCACGCUGGAGCCCACGGACGACGGCAUGGCCGGCGUGGCCACUGUGCUGCUCCAGCUGCCCGGUGGCAACCAGGCCCCCAAUCGCUCCUGCCUGGGCUCCGCCCUGGUUACCCUGCGCCACAACCUGCAGGACUAUUGCGGGGGUGGGAGCCAUGGGGCUGGUGGUGUCCGCAAGGGGCUGCUGAGCCAUGACAACCUCACCAGCAUGUCACUGUGAACCCCUUCC
Chelonoidis abingdonii (Abingdon island giant tortoise) is the source of this 1227-nucleotide messenger RNA. Its product is annotated as multiple epidermal growth factor-like domains protein 8. The record is from RefSeq and is a predicted model, not a curated record. NCBI's taxonomy places the organism in Eukaryota, Metazoa, Chordata, Testudines, Testudinidae.